This is a messenger RNA of Priapulus caudatus, 3873 nucleotides long. RefSeq names its product regulator of G-protein signaling 2-like. Lineage: Eukaryota; Metazoa; Priapulida; Priapulimorpha; Priapulimorphida; Priapulidae. The record is from RefSeq and is a predicted model, not a curated record. Bases 68 to 1234 code for a protein of 388 amino acids. The transcript is spliced from 6 exons.
GUUCGUUCGUUUAUGCGUGCAUGCGUGCAGGCACGUUGUCGCUACCAACGUGGCCGGGCUGAGUCGGAUGCCACAGGAAUCUAGCCCAAUGAGCAGUAUGGGUGUCUUGGGCGUAAUCCUUGAAGAGCCACCUGUUAUGGAGAGUAGCAAAAACAAGCCAGUGUUCUACUUAGACGGAGGCGUACGAAAAGGCUCAAUGUCAUCACAAGAGGACAGCACUGGCAGCACGCCAACUCCAUCCUACGUCGCCGAUCCAGGCGGCUCGCUCGCGUUUGACUUCCAGAAGUGCAGCACGGACAGUGGCGCCACCUCGCCGCCGGCGGCCAACAACAAGUACCUCGUGCCCGACAGACUACCAAACUGCUUUAGCGACGAUCGGCUGACCGAAUCGGGAAGUCCCACCGAAAACUCGCUGCACGUCAGCUUCAGCUAUAACGCGCUGUCGCCAUCAUCGGGAGCGACGGCAUCGUCUUCGUCGGCGUCGUCGUCGUCGGUGGACAAGGCGAAGCACGCCGGCAAGCUGCGGAGGCUGCUGCGCAGGAGCCACAGCGCCGGAUGCGGAAAGGACGUGCCGUCGCACGCUCUGUUCCUGCGGGAACACAAGGAGAAGCAGGGUUUGCAUAAGAAGCUGUCUAUGCCGGCAGCAGCCAUCCCUCAGGAGGAGUCGGAAGACGAAGAGCGAGCUAGCACGAAAAAGAAAAAAAGCCUUGCGAAGGAUGUUAAGGAGAAGCUGGGAUUCCUGCGGCGGCGUCACACCGACUCCGCUCUACAUGGAGACACCGUACGAGAGAUGCGGGAGAGAGAAUCCUCCUCUUCUUCCUCCUCCGCCCGACCUUCCCGACAGGUGGCGCUGGGAUGGGGCGAGGAUCUGGACAACCUGCUGCACGAUAAGUACGGAUUGUCUCUGUUUCGGGUAUUCUUGAGGUCAGAGUUCAGCGAGGAGAACCUAGAAUUCUGGAUAGCCUGUGAGGAGUACAAGAAGACAAAGGCGGUGAAGCUCGCUCCCAAGGCUAAGAAGAUAUUCGCAGACUUUGUUGCGAUACAAGCACCAAAGGAGGUUAACCUCGACUCGAUCACCAGGGCAGCAACGGUGAGCAAUCUGGCAAACCCGAAUCGGCAUGCGUUUGACCAGGCCCAGAAGCGGAUAGUCGGGCUCAUGGAAAAGGACUCCUACGGGCGUUUUCUUCAGUCUGAACUCUAUCUGGAACUAGUGAGAGGCGGGUCGGCGUCGUGAGGCAGCACUGCCAUGAUGUCCCGCGGGGGAUGUCGGAUUCCAUCUACUCGCCCCCACGAUCCUCAUUCAACCGGUGUCAUCACACGUUCGCUCAUUGGAGAUGAGAAUAUACGUCAUUAUCCUAACAAAGUUAUCGCCAUUGAUUUGAUCGAAAUAGUGAAAUCGACACAAAAUGGCGUCUGCUUUCCCCUGACGUCAACCAGCAUAUGACUGCUGAACGGAUUGCCCGUUUCAUGGAAGAGCCCGGCGAUAAAGUGAAUUUCCAUCUAGUCGCGCAUAUCUCCAUAUAAAUAUGUAUACGCCAAUCUACAUGUGGGUUAUAUUCACACUCAUCAUUAUUAUGUAUACGAGAUGGGUACCCAUAUGGGUGCAGAUGAUAUUGGUCCUCGGUUAAGCUAAUAAAUCGGCUGUCAUUCUUGAUGUAAUCGUAGUAAAACUAUUCGCAAUGUUUUAUAAAUUUAUUGAAGUUUACAGCAUCCGACAGCACUAUAACCACUGACAAGCCCCGCGUGUGCUCAGUCUUAAUACCGCGGAAACACACAAGAGUUAUUUCUGUAGAAUGCGUGCCGGCUAAAUUAGUGUGCUCCUCGCGGUCGAUCAUUGAACUACACGUGUUGCCCAGUCGGCCGAUUGUUGCAUUCAAAUAAUUAUGGCUAGUCUUAUAGAUUUCCUGUUGACAGUGUGUGCACAUACGUGCCAUACGCUAUUCACUACGUCUAAUACAGUGACUCUAAUGUUGCCAUCGACUGUCAAAUCACUCUGAACCUACGUGAUGAAAUCAGCUUUAGUUAAUACUGACGCUAUUAGUGAAAAAUUGAAUACGAGCACAAAGUAAGCGCGUACGGAUAUAGCGUCGAUUCUGAAGAGCGCGUAGCAAAGACUAGCAUUAAAGUGCUCACUCUAUGUAUGCGUCCGGACAUGGGCGAGAGGGAUGUGAGAGGAAAUGGAAUGAAGAGUGAGCGAGUGUGAGCAAUGCAGAGCGAUAUCGACCGAAAGGAGCGAGAAAUAAAAGGAAAUGUGAGACAGUAAUAACGAAGUGCUGAUGAGCCGCACUAGGUGGACUUCCGGUGUUGUACUAGCUUGUGUAAACGGCUGUAAACGUUACAUAUGCAAGACUCUGUAAAUAUUACAAGACCUUCUCGUGGUGUAGCUGUACAACCCAGUGUAAUUAUAUUCAUUCAUAAUUGUGUAUAUACGUAAUACGCACUAUGUUUAUACUCUAAUGAUAACUAGUAUAACCUUGUGCUCUAAUUAUAUUUGUAUUUCUGCCUUGAUUAGUAAUGUUGUCUCGGUAUUAAGUCGACGCGUGGUCAGCUAGGGUUUUAUAUUAUAUAUCAAUAACAGUGUGUUUCAUAAAUAUGUCACAUGUACCAGCAAAGUGACUAGCAGAUUUAUCAUGUUCUCAGCAAUAAUAGCAGUUCCAUGUAGACCGCUUAUAUAGUCGCACGCGUAGUUAUCGGUUUACACCAGCUGUUGUUGAUGGUGGUCAGCAACAAUAUGCAAUUAAAUUUCUCUCACUGCGUGGAAGCGAUAUUAUUGGUCUCGCAUACAUACAUGUACCUGCUUUCUUGCCGGACCGCCUGUCGCGAAUAUAUGCAGUUCCGUCAUCAUAGCAGUCAGCACUGCCCACGCGCUAGCCGGGACGUCGCGCGAAGCGCCUGAAAAUCACACCGAAGGUGCGCGCUUUUAAAGGGGAUGUGUUUCACGUCGAGCUACUGAGAUUCUUCUAGUAGUUUCGGAAGCUGGUUAUUAUUUCCUUCGCGCCGCGUGACGCGUGAAUAUUAGAAAUCUUGCCCAUCAUCGUUUGGACACCGAGCGUGUUUUCGGAGUCUGCGUACUAUUCCAAUAACUCAUAUUCGCACCAAUGCAUCGUUAUGAUAAGCGGUCUCCAUGGAAACUUGGAAUAUAAAUAACGUAUAGAAUAGUCUAGAUCGUAUCACGGGACUGUUCGGAAUGCGCGCAUGGUUGUUGCUGCUUAUACGCAUCCAUGUUCGACGUUGUACGAACUUAAGCACGAGCUUACCGAAUUAUACGACGAAUAUAAUUGACUGACGAUGGUGCAUAGGCCAUGCAUUCUAUCAUUCAUUCUGCUGCAUCACAAUAUCAAGAAAAGUCGAUAUAGUAGGUUUAUGAACAAAAACACCAUAUGUAAUCAUUAAUGUGGGAGUUUAAUUUGCAAUCUUGGAUUGCAUAUAUGCAUAAACUAUUAUUAUGGAAGUAUAGCGACGACAUGUGCACAAAUUUGCGCUAUGUAUGAAGGAAGGUAAAGGUCUUUCUAGCAAAAUAGACUCUGUGUACGUGAUACUGCAGGAAAACCUAUAAAGGGGAAUUCGUCUAUUUAAUAAUUACUGUCAUGUGUGAACAUCCAUCUAUCAAAGUUUCGUUUAUGUAGUAUGUUAAACAGACUCGGCAUCUACAAAUUGAUAUAAUGAUAUUUUCGAUGUGAGGUGUAAGUAUGUGGGCAUGUGUCUAAGCGUGUGUGUAUGAUUGUAUGAGGGCGUACGUGCGUGCGUGCGUGCGUGCGUGCGUGCGUGUGACACUAGAGUUAUUAUUGGGCCGACACAAAUAAAUUCUCCUUAUCAUUGCUGGUCGUGGAUAUGUAAAUAUAUGAAUAAUAGAAGGAAAUAUUGUUAACAUGA